GUCUCCGUGUCAGUUUUAAAUCCUGAAGGUCUCUGGUCGGCAUAAGGAUAAGUCCCGGUCAUGCAGGGUUUAUUCAGAUACUUCAUUUUAUUUGUUAUUUUCCCAUUUGAAUUUUUACUUGGUAAAAAUAAUGCUGAACAAGAUUAUUAUGACAUUCUUGGGAUAAGUAAAUCAGCUUCAAAUAGUGAAAUUAAGAAAGCUUUCCGUAAACUUGCGUUAAAGUAUCAUCCAGACAAAAAUAAAGAUGAAGAUGCACAGAAAAAGUUUGUAAAGAUUGCUGAAGCUUAUGAUGUGCUCUCUGAUGAUGAAAAACGUAAACAGUAUGAUAGUGUUGGACAUAGUUAUUAUACACAACAGCCUGGAGGUAGUGGUGCUCCAGAUUUCGAUUUUAACAGUUUCUUCCGAAACUUUGAUAUGUUUCGUCAGCACAGACAUACUGAUGAUCAUGGUUCGUUCUUUAAUUUCCGUGGAUUAUUUGAUGACGAUGAAGGUGAUGAUGAUGGCUUCUUUUCAUCAUUUGGCAGUAUGUUCCAUCCAUCAGAUGAAUCUCAUGGAUUUAAACAUCAAGGUCAACAAACCUGUCAUACUCAAACUAUACGAAGAGGGAAUACAAUUAUUACUCAAACACACUGUUCUUAAUUGCAUUCUAAAAGUGAUUUCAUUAAUAUUUUUUUGUAUGAUUGUAUGAAAAUAUCUCACUGUUGUUUGUCUUCUAGAUAAGCGUAAAAUUUUGUACAGCCUACAGUCGUUAUUGUAAUGCUUUAUAAUUUCAUUUUGUUCAUACAGAUAUCGUGGUACUUUUUUUGUAUCCAUACUAAAAAACUCUGUUCAUAUCACACACAUUUUUGUCCUUAGUUUGUUCUAACUAAAGACAUGCCUACUUCUUCAACUCUUUCGUUUUGUUAUGUUGAAAUUACCAUUGUCUUUCUUUGAUUUGUUCGUGUUUGUGAAGAAUCUUCACAGACAAUAAACACCCAUGAUAAAUAAAAAAUUUCGCUCUAUUUUAUUUGGUUGAUAAGUGUAACCAAAUGUCACUGGUUGUUUGGUUCAAAAAAUUUUCUGAUUAAAAAAUAAAAUCGGUAAUGUAUUGUUUUUUUUCUUAACGUGGUAAUAAUUGUCAUUUAGA
Schistosoma turkestanicum is the source of this 1126-nucleotide messenger RNA. The record is from the annotation of a GenBank genome assembly. NCBI's taxonomy places the organism in Eukaryota, Metazoa, Platyhelminthes, Trematoda, Strigeidida, Schistosomatidae.